Micropterus salmoides (largemouth bass) is the source of this 4771-nucleotide messenger RNA. RefSeq names its product ubiquitin specific peptidase 45 (gene usp45). NCBI's taxonomy places the organism in Eukaryota, Metazoa, Chordata, Actinopteri, Centrarchiformes, Centrarchidae. Gene Ontology annotation, biological process: protein deubiquitination. The record is from RefSeq and is a predicted model, not a curated record. Gene Ontology annotation, molecular function: cysteine-type deubiquitinase activity; zinc ion binding.
CUGCCGUAGUGCGUCACAUGUUGACUAGGUCUGCUAGUUGAUGCUAACGAAAGCUUGACAGAAUUUAGAAAGUCAUGGGCAAAAACGAUUUAUUAUGAAGACAGCUGUUCAGUUGCUGUCGGCACUGUGUACUUUGCUUUAAAAUGCCUUAAUAUCUCCGUGUAUGGUUGGAUAAAACACACCUGUUAAUGUUUUAUUUAUUCUGACGAGCUAAUGUAGUUAGCCUGUUUGCUAGCCAGGAAGAAUUGACAUCUCACUGUUGGCUUCAGGUUAGCUAACAUAACGUUAGUCAACAUAGGAGCUAAAAUAAAGAGCUCCAGAUGCGGCUAAAGGACCCCUUCUCUUUGAAAGCCGCCGAUAUGACUAAGCGGACUAAUAAACCGAGGAAACCUCGAGAUGAGGAGUCAUCAGAUGAAGUCAGUGGGUUGACUUGCCAGCAUGUGAGUAAGGCAGUAGACCUGAGCUCAGUGAAGAAAUCCGUGCUCUCCAGUGUGUGGUUGGUGUGCUCUGAGUGUCUGAAGGAGAGGACCAUGAUUGAUGGAGAGCCAGCAGCAUCCCAUGACAUUCUGGUGUGCUUAAAGUGUGGUUUCCAGAGCUGUAACCAGUCAGGAAUCCACCAUGCUGUCAAGCACCACCAAGCGUUCCAUCCAGAGUCUCACUGCAUCACCAUCAGCUUGAGCUCAUGGAAGGCCUGGUGUUUUGAAUGUAAUGAGGAGCUCUCCACUCACUGCAACAAGAAGGCUUUGGCUCAGACCCUGGACUUUUUACAAAAGCACUCUGUCAAGGCAACAUUAGGGGCAUCACCCAAGAUCAUCAAGCUGCAAGAGGAACCAUCAGAUUAUACUGACCCGCUCAAAGGCAAGAGUCCAGCUAUCAACAGCACUUUGGUCCCUGUCAAAGGCAUAAAUAACCUUGGUAACACCUGCUUCUUCAAUGCUGUUAUGCAGAACCUGUCUCAGACACACAUGCUCAUCGACCUCAUCCAGGAGGUGAAGGAGAAAGGGUACAAACUGAGGAUUUGUCCCCCUGUUGAGACCAAUUUGAGUCCAUUGACCGUAACGCUGCCCAGUCCAGAGCCCCUGACUGCAGCCAUGUUUCUCUUCCUUCAGAGCAUGAAAGAACCAGGGAAAGGCCCUCUCAAUCCCAAGAUGCUCUUCAACCAGCUCUGCCAGAAGGCUCCGCGCUUCAAGGGCUACCAACAACAAGACAGCCAGGAGCUUCUGCACUACCUAAUGGACUCCAUACGAGUAGAGGAAACUAAAAGGGUGAAAGCGGGAAUUCUGAAGGCGUUCAACAAUCCCACAGAGAAGACCGCAGAUGAGGAGACCAAGCGCCAAGUCAAAGCAUAUGGGAAGGAGGGUGUGAAGAUGAACUUCGUCGACCGCAUCUUUGUUGGCGAGCUAACCAACACAAUUAUGUGUGAAGAGUGUGAGCAUAUUUCCACAGUGAAGGAGGCUUUCAUAGACAUCUCUUUACCCAUCAUAGAGGAGAGGAUAUCAAAACCAUCCAACCCUGGUAGACUGGGGAAGGGCAGCCGGGAGCAGGACACCCAUGUGACUCACAGUGACCAGGUUCUUUCUGCGGCGCACUCUGUCAACAGAAACACCAGGAAGCUGAGCGGACAGAAGCAGCAGAGCAGGAGGUCUUCAAGCUCUGUGGAGGAGAAGGGAGCAGGCUGCAGUGCGGAGCGUCCAGAGGAGGAGGGGGUAGCUGGUAUCGGCCGUGGUAUCUCAGUUUGCAAGAUGGCUGCUGCCGGCAGCCUAUCAGAUGGCAGUGAAAGAGACUCAGGUCCUCAGGACAGCAGUAAUGACGCUGACAGUGAAGCAUCGGAGAGCGAGUGGGCUCCACGCACCUCUUCCUCCAGUCACGGGCACAUGUCCACCCCAUCGUCCAUUUCCACCCUCACUCCAUCUCCUACGCCCGUCUCUGCCUCCUCCCCCUCACCGUCAUCCUCCACGAGGCCAGGUGGCGCUGUAGAGCAGCUAGUUACUGCAGUGUCUAAAGUAAACCUUGGGUUUACUUCUGGGGACUGCUCUCCCUCUACACAAUGUUCUCCAGAGGAGCAGGGAGAAACGCAAUCACGGGAUAACCUCCACCAUCAACACCACCAGGGGGCCUUCCAGGUGCUGUCCCACAGUUACACACCCAGCUCCAAGGAGUGCUCCAUCCAGUCCUGCCUCCACCAGUUCACCUCUGUGGAACUGCUGAUGGGCAACAACAAGCUGCUGUGUGAGAGCUGCACUGAACGCAGACAGAAACAGCUGCGCAAGAGCAGCUCAGCCGAUAAGAAGGUGGAGAAGAUUUACACCAGCGCUAGGAAGCAAAUGCUGAUAUCCUCGCUGCCUCCUGUCAUCACAUUGCAUCUUAAACGCUUCCAUCAGGCAGGGAUGAACUUACGAAAAGUGAACCGCCAUGUUGACUUUCCCCUGGUCUUGGAUCUGGCACCUUUCUGUUCGGCAACCUGCAAGAACCUGGCAGCUGGUGAGCGCGUCAUCUACAGUCUUUAUGGGAUUGUUGAACACAGUGGCUCAAUGCGGGGGGGCCACUACACCGCAUAUGUAAAAGUGCGUUCUCCCCAGAGGAAAACAGAACAGCACCACAGGAACUUGUCAGGUGCGAGGGAUGCCAGCAGCAGCUCCCAGGGCCAGUGGGUGUACAUCAGUGACACCACGGUUCAGACGGUACCAGAGUCAAGAGUACUCAACUCUCAGGCAUACCUGCUCUUCUACGAGGAAAUGUUGUAAUGUGACUACUAAACAUUUUCCCCCUACACCUCUGUUUUCCUUAGUUUUGCUUUUGGUACAUGUCUGCACCACUCCUCUUACUGUAUGAGUAGGUGGAGGGAAGAUAAGGGAAAGACUUCACUGUACACACUCACUCAUCUUACAUGAGAGAAAUACAACCGUGUCAGUUGCGUACAAAUUCUCAGUUAGAAUUGGCACUUUUGAAUAUCUUAGAUAUAUAAAAAGAUAAACAUCAGAUGUUAAAGUUAUUAUCUGCUUUGAUAAAGUCCAUUAUUCAUUCAUGUUUCCUGUUUUAAAAAUCCUACCCUUUAAAAAGAGGUCUACAGUGUGUUCCUGAACCUGAGUUGUUCUAAGUUUAUCAUCUAUCUCCAUCACGAGCCUGAGGUGUUACUGCAUGAGGAAGUUUGCUAUAGAAGCAGGAAAUACUACAAAAUUAUCGCAUGCUAAACUGCGCUUAGCACUGACUAGUUGAUGUCAAUUGUGCGGCGUGUGUGUGUGUGUGUGUGCACACAUACACACAUGUAUGAAUGAAUGAGUGAGUGAGAGACAGGAGAAUGUAGAUUUAAGGUGCUAUGUGUAUCAUUGAUGCAUCAGCAAACCAUUGCCACAUUAAAUUUGAGUUAGCAUCAUACUGUCUGUGUAAUUAACAUAAACACUCACGACCAUUAUGAAGAAGACUGGCUUUGCUGUCUGCAUUCUCCACAAAGGGGUUCCCAUUGUGUGGCACUGGCUCAGAUUUGUGUGUUUGAUUGUUUCUGGUAGUGGCAGAUGAUAGAUGGUAAGAAAUGCCAAGAGAAAAAAUGAAUUUUUUUAGUGAAGAGAAUGAUGCAUAAGGACAAGUAGCAGUAUAAUUUGUGAUUUGACUGAGAUUGUGGGAAAUAUGGUUGUACAUUUGAGAAACUCAAGCACAAACAAUACAGCACCAAUGGAGUUAAAAAUGACUCGUAAUUGUCAUAUUUAUUUAUAAUAAUAAUAACAACAAAUCUAUCACAUCGUAUAGUGGUUUACAUAGACAUGCUGGUUUAAAUAUCUACACAUAGCAUCCUUAAGGAGUAGCACAAACAUUAUAUUACAUCCUGCUUUGAAUGGAUUGUUCUUUUUUUUAUUUUUACAUCAGAAUGUAUAAAUGUAAGAUCAGUAAAUUACAUUUGCCAAAGACGGGUUUUGCAACUGCAUGUCAGAGCAGAAAAUACAGAACCAAACAUACAAGAAUACUUCAUACAGAGUUUCUUUAACAUUUGUUCUCUCAAGGUCCUCAGUAUGGUUCUCGAGUUUUGUUGCACAAACAUGUUGUUUAUCUGACCAACAAAGCACCUUGUCUGCCUUCAUUGUAUUUCAGCUCUACUGUAACUGUGUUGGCGCACACAAAAACCCAUUAAUGCACUCAGCAAAGAGUCAUUGCUGUGACAAACUGACUUUUAAUUCACUAAUAACUAUCAUUAAGGUUGAGCAAAAAAAGAUAAAAUAAAAAAACUCAAAGGCUUUAAGCCUGAUUAGAAAAACAUAUUUGCUGUAUUGUGCAUGGGUUAAUGUUCUAAUGAAUGUUUUGCCUAUUCUUGAAAUGUUGUCAAAUGAGCUGUUCAUCUUUUUCUAUGAAAAUAUUUUAGAUGAAAAAAAAAAUGAUUGCUUGUUGGACAUUUGCCAAAACAGUAGAAGGGAAAGGGUUGAAAACGUGUCAGAAUCUAGAGGUUUAUUAUUUUCUUUUGAACAAGGACAAAUUCAGUGCCUAUGCUUCAGGUUUAGGAAACCUGUGCAUGGUGAGAAGAAAAAUAUAUCCUUAGUCAAACGCAAAGAGGAAUAUGUGUGGCAUAUUUAUGUACAGUAUAACUUACUGUAAGCAAAAAUAAUGAGUAUAUGUUGUACAUACUAGAAUCAAUCCAAAACCAUGGUGCUUCAGGCGUGCAGGGUUUUUCCUCAAGACACAAUUGUUUCCAGAAAAUCAUUUGAUUUCAGUUAUUAAAUGAUAAACAUUUGGAAUGAGUAUAACUACAUACUGUAAAAAAAAUAAAUCUAAUUUAUGAACUGAA